This is a messenger RNA of Salarias fasciatus (jewelled blenny), 2533 nucleotides long. Its product is annotated as solute carrier family 35 member F6-like. Gene Ontology annotation, biological process: transmembrane transport. Bases 76 to 1206 code for a protein of 376 amino acids. Gene Ontology annotation, cellular component: intracellular membrane-bounded organelle; membrane. The transcript has 6 exons. The record is from RefSeq and is a predicted model, not a curated record. Gene Ontology annotation, molecular function: transmembrane transporter activity. NCBI's taxonomy places the organism in Eukaryota, Metazoa, Chordata, Actinopteri, Blenniiformes, Blenniidae.
UCUCAAUAAACAACGUUUUCAAAACAAAGCGCACCUCGGAGCGGCUGUGUCGGGACCUCUUUUUUGGAUUUCGGGAUGGCGUGGACGAAAUACCAGCUGUUCCUGGCGGGACUCAUGUUAACAACAGGCUCCAUUAACACCUUAUCGGCCAAGUGGGCCGACAUGUUCUCUGCUAAAGGCUGCCACGACGGCGCGGAACACCAGUUCUCUCACCCGUUUGUACAGGCCGUCGGGAUGUUUCUCGGCGAGUUGAGCUGCCUCGCCGUCUUUUACAUCCUGCUGAGUCACGACAGACGCAGGUCCGAGCCCAAGAUGAACCCGGGCCAGAGCUUCAACCCUCUGCUCUUCCUCCCUCCCGCCAUGUGCGACAUGACGGCCACCUCCAUCAUGUAUGUGGCCCUCAACAUGACGAGCGCCUCCAGCUUCCAGAUGCUCCGGGGCUCCGUCAUCAUCUUCACCGGCCUGCUGUCGGUGGCCUUCCUGCGGCGCCGCCUGAUGGCCAGCCAGUGGCUGGGCAUCCUGGUCACCAUCCUGGGCCUGGUGGUGGUGGGCCUGGCCGACUUCGUCAGCGGGAACAAGGACGACAAGCACAAACUCAGCGACAUCAUCACGGGAGAUCUUCUGAUCAUCAUGGCUCAGAUCAUCGUCUCGGUGCAGAUGGUCCUGGAGGAGAAGUUCGUCUACAAACACGACGUUCACCCACUGCGAGCGGUCGGCACUGAAGGAUUCUUCGGCUUCGUCGUGCUGACGCUGCUGCUCAUCCCCAUGUACUUCAUCCCGGUGGGCAGCUUCGGCGGCAACCCCCGGCAGGUCCUGGAGGACGCGCUGGACGCCUUCUGCCAGAUCGGCCACAAGCCGCUCAUCCUGCUGGCGCUGCUGGGAAACACGGUCAGCAUCGCCUUCUUCAACUUCGCCGGCAUCAGCGUCACCAAGGAGAUCAGCGCCACCACGCGCAUGGUGCUGGACAGCCUGCGCACGCUGGUCAUCUGGGCGGUGAGCCUGGCGCUGGGCUGGGAGGCCUUCCACGGCCUGCAGGUGCUGGGCUUCCUCAUCCUGCUGGUGGGCACGGCGCUCUACAACGGGCUGCACCGCCCCCUGCUGGCCAGGAUACCGUGCUGCGCCGCCCUGGCCGGCGAGGAUGGCGACGCGGAGGAAACGGAGAGGCUGAUGGGUAACGGCCGAGCGCCGGCGGACGGCGACAGCUAAGAGCGGCGGACUUAUUGAGACGGGGACUGUCUUUAUGUUUCAUGCGUAUUUUAGCUGAACAGUUUUUUCUAGAGAGGUGAUAAAUAUGUUAAAUUUAAGAAACGGAACACAAGUGGAAUCUCAAUCUGAAUCCAGCAGAACGCUGCCAGCCUGACGAAUCACCGCCAUGAAAUCACAGUCUGCUGUUUUCUGCACUUUAUGUUUGUUUGGAUCAAACUGAACGAGACGUGGUGUGUUGACCUCGGUACCUUUACAGGAGCUGGAGGUCACAUGGUGUCGCCUUCUUUCUUCUUUUCAUCCUGAACGUAAUUCAACCUGCUGCAGUCGUACUGACAUACCAACUGUUGGCCUAGAAGAGGUUUUCCUUUAAUCUUAAGAUGUUUUACUGUCAUGGACGAGGCUCUCGGCCUUCCUGAAUAUUCUUUCUAUCACAAAAACAAACUUGAACUGACAGACUUUUUUUUUUAUUGUUGUUUAGUGCCAAAUCACACAAGCACAGAUUCAUGAAAACGGAACAUUUUUAAAGCAUCAUCACAUUGUUUUAAAUAAUAUUUUCAAUAUUUCUCUCAGUGGUGAUUUUAUGUGACGUGUUCAUCCUGAUCCUAAAGGGUUUUGUGUUUUUAUUUUAUUUUUUUUUAUCAAUGUUGCCAACUGUAGGGUUUGAUUCAUCAUGCAGAUGAGUCGACUUUCCUGUGGCAACUCGAUGGAGGCAUUAUUUCAGCAGUUCUCUGGUACUCCAGCUGUUCUUCAACCUCAGAGUAUUCUGAAGAAGGUUUUUGAAAAGACACUCGGUACAUUUGCUCUUUGACUCUUUCUUUUCUUGUGUACGCAGAUGUGAAUCUUUGUUGGGCCGUUCAGGGUGUUGGCUGUGAUGCACUGUGACACAAAAGGGAACCGACAUUAAAAAAUGAGACUUGUCACGAUUACUGCGGUGGUAUUUUUGCUCAGGCUUGUGUAGAAAACUGCUCUGUAGAUGAGGAAUGAUGAUCUCAUCAAUGCCGGUUUUCUAUCAUGAUCGAAAGGAUGUGCACGUGACGUAUUUUAUUCAAAAUGAUUGGAAUAAAUUAUUUAGGAGAAGAAUGAAUCGAUGAAAACUGGGUUCACCAAGGAAUCUAAAUUGUAGUGUUUUUAAAUGCACAUGUGAAAUGACUGCUUCUCAAAAAGUAUUAACACAUUGGAAACAUUCCUUUUCCCACGCUUCAGUUCAAGGAAGGAAACUUCCAAACAUAUUACAUUUAUUACAUAUACAUUACACUUUCAGGGUUCAAUUUUUUUUGCAGUUCCUCAAAUCUACAAAAUCCACUGAAUCUUGUUUUGAAAAGAUUUU